UUUGCAGACGAAGGGGAGAGCGUAGAGGAUUGGUUCGAGUCCCGGUCCGAGUCUUCCAGCAACUCACCUGGAGAAGAGGAGUUGUCAGUUGACUCGGAUGUUCACUCACGAUCAUUGCGUUUGAUGGUUCACCUUGGGCAGGCUUUCAGCGCACUUUUGCUAGCGCAGCAACGCGUUGGAGAAUACAAGAGGGUCGCGUCAGACCAUAAUAUCAUUGCGCAGAUGAAACACCCGGCUUCGAUUGACAUUAUGAACAUCAGGACCCUAGACAUAUUGUAGCUGAAUGGUUUUUUA
Molecule: messenger RNA, 294 nt
Organism: Suillus discolor
Lineage: Eukaryota; Fungi; Basidiomycota; Agaricomycetes; Boletales; Suillaceae
Exons: 2
Coding region: 124-279 (51 amino acids)
Source: RefSeq, a predicted model, not a curated record